Molecule: messenger RNA, 1548 nt
Organism: Anopheles darlingi
Lineage: Eukaryota; Metazoa; Arthropoda; Insecta; Diptera; Culicidae
Product: mucin-6-like
Exons: 3
Coding region: 1-1548 (515 amino acids)
Source: RefSeq, a predicted model, not a curated record
AUGCCGCGGUGUCUCACCGAUCGUUGGGGUGGUGGUGGUGGUGGUGGCGUCGCUGUAAAGGUAGCUCUAGCAGUGGCGCUACUGUGCUGCGCUGCUGGCACCACCGUCCUUGCCAGCCGACCAGAGUCUGGACCAACGAAGACCGCUAAAGUCACCGCCGACAGCGUAGCCGCUGUUAGCGGUCCGACCGCCAAGCAAUCGGUCGUCGUCGUCAGUGCCACGGCCCCAAACAGUAGCACCAAGAAAACGUCGUCGCAUGGAAAGCGUGAGGUGGCCAGCUACGGAUACGGAGCGCACUUUCCGCAGCACAGUCGGUACAGCUUCGGAGCACAUUCAGGACAUCCAUUGUCGUCGUCGGAGCUGUAUGCCCCGGCGACCGGGCAUGGGGCGUACAGUUACAGCAUCCCUCAACAUUCGUCCUUCCCGGUGCAUGGAUCCUUCGGAGGUCAUAAACUGUUUGCCAGUCCAGCCAGUCUGAAGUACAGCCAACCAGGCGGCUCAUCGCAUGCCUUCUUCUCUCCGAUCGUUCACCACCACCACCAGCCUCAGACGCACUCAUUCAGUGGUGGGUUCUCCGAACCGAUCGGACAUCCGAUCAAGUAUGGCAGUAGCUUCGGAACGAACGAUCUGACCGACAUCCUGAAGAAGCUCCAAACGGUUGGUCCACUCACGAUUAAGGCCAUUCCGAGCAGCUUCGCUUACGGAUCGUUUGGAGAUCAUCACGAGCCGCAUCAUGCCAGUCCGUUGCUGUUCGACAGCAACUCGUUGCACUCGUUGAAACCGACAGCGUUUAAGGUGCAAGAGUUCCCUAGCUUCCACUCGGGGCUACCGCAAGCGGCCGCCUUGACUGCUCCUGGUCCUGGUCCAACAUCUACUUCCUCGACGUACGGACAUCUUUCGCACUCGCUGGGUUAUGAACCAUCGUACGCAAGCGGCGUCAAGGGACUACGUCACUAUUCCACUCCGAACGUACCGGAACGGGAUCUCUAUUCCGGCAAUAAGUACAUCUCCUCCAUUUCGCUGCAGCAACCGUCGAGUGCAACGAUGGUUUCUCCACUCCACACCUCGGUCCAUUCGACCUUCAGCACACAGAAACCAUUCAAACCAUCGACCUACCUCGGGUCCUCUCAUGAAACCAUUUCUGCACCCUCCAACUCCCAUGCCCAGACACACCCGAUUCCCACGGGAUCCUAUCUUGCUCCAUCGCUCCAGUAUCUCCCCGCCGUCAGCAGCAAACAGCCUCAUCACACACACAAACUAAGCUACGAUUCACCGGCCAAACAUGGUUAUCUGCCACCGGCACCACCAACCACCAAUGCCUACCUUCCGCCACUGUCACAUUCCAAACCAUCUACUAACGCUUACCUGCCUCCCGUGUCCGGUGCUGGGCAAUCCAACUACAUCCCACUCCACACAUCGGCCGGUUCCUCUUCGACGGGUUCGCACGAGGAUACGGUGCUGCUGCGUACCCUUUCAUCUGUGGCCGAGUACACCCGUGCGGUUAAUGGCGGUCAGGCGGUCCUGAAGGGCGACCAAGCUAGGAAGUGA